AUGCCAGCUCACCGGGCGAGGAGAGUUCCGAUCAGUGAGUCGGAUCGCGUUCAACCCACGCCGUCAAUAGUCAAUGGGCCCCAGCACCCGCGCCUCGAUGUUGCGGCACACCGCACCGACAUCCACGCUGUUCGACAAGAUAAGACAAGGAAAGACUCUGGCCUUCCUCUCCGCUUCACACCCACUUCAAGCAGCGGACGGCAGACACGCUUGCUCGUCAAAGUUCUGCACGAGCGGCUGCAAGGCUCAAUGGGAGCAAACGAGGAGGGGCCCAGAUGCACGCACGGUAAUGCGUGCGGCAACGCGAAGGACGACGAAGGCGGGGACGCAGCCCUCGCAACUGGCAUGCAUGAAACUUCGGCUGUGGCAUCGAACAGCCAGAGCUAG
This is a messenger RNA of Pseudozyma hubeiensis SY62, 387 nucleotides long. RefSeq lists its product as hypothetical. Bases 1 to 387 code for a protein of 128 amino acids. The record is from RefSeq and is a predicted model, not a curated record. NCBI's taxonomy places the organism in Eukaryota, Fungi, Basidiomycota, Ustilaginomycetes, Ustilaginales, Ustilaginaceae. The transcript has a single exon.